AUGUGUGUUACUUUUUUUCUUUUUUCGUUAAAUAAAUUUCAAUGUACUAACUUCUUUGAAAAUAUCCAUUUAUACAGUAAUCUAGGUCUAAAUAUUGCCUAUAGAGUCUUAGAAAAUCACAAAGAUAACUCAAAAAUUACUUUCGUCUUAUCUUCAAGGACUGAAGCUCGUUUUAAAGGAGCGGCGAAAUUGAUAGAAACAUAUGCAAACUCAUUAAAUCCCCCCAGGACAAUACAAUGUAACCCACUAAUUUUGGAUCUCACAGAUAUGCAAAGCAUACUGGGUGCCACACAACAGUUGAGACAUGACUACGAUCAUAUCAAUUAUUUGUUUGUUAAUGCAGCUCAAGGUGUCUGUGACGGAAUCAAUUGGUUUAAAGCUGCUAAAGAAUUUGUAGUUAAUCCAGUGAAAGCCGUUACUGAUCCAGGAUACAGGAUUGAAAAUAAAGGCCUAAAAUCUAAAGAUGAAAUGGGAUACUUAUUUCAGGCAAAUGUUUUUGGUCCUCAUUAUCUAAUUUACAAAGUGUUAAAGUUACUCGCCCUUGGGAGGGCCACGAUUGUAUGGGUCUCAAGUAUUAGAUCAAAGCCUGCAUCGUUGGCAAUGGAUGACCUAGAGCUGUUGAGAUCUGAAUCACCUUAUGAGAGCUCAAAACGAUUGAUAGAUGUUCUACAACUAGCAACUUAUAAAGAAUUGAAAAAUCUGGAUAUAUACCAGUAUGUUGUACAGCCUGGUAUCUUUAUUAGCCAGGCAACAGCUAAGCACUUGAAUUGGUUCACAUACUAUGGUAUGUUAUUAAUGUUCUAUAUUGCUAGAGUGUUAGGAUCUUAUUGGCAUAAUAUCGACGGUUACAGAGCAGCCAAUGCUCCUGUUUAUGUUACUACAUUUUUAGAUCGAGACUUCGAGCGCCAGGACAUAAAAUAUGGCUCCGCUACCUACUCUGAUGGGGUAGAAUAUAUUAAACCGCAGGAGAUAGAUCCGGAAGGUAAGAUGGAGGUUUACGAAUUCUUUAAAGAUAAAAGAUCAGAAUGGGACAGAAAGUUAAAUUGUUAG
Messenger RNA from Kazachstania africana CBS 2517, 1050 nucleotides. RefSeq lists its product as uncharacterized. Gene Ontology annotation, cellular component: lipid droplet; endoplasmic reticulum membrane; mitochondrial outer membrane. The record is from RefSeq and is a predicted model, not a curated record. Gene Ontology annotation, molecular function: 3-beta-hydroxysteroid 3-dehydrogenase (NADP+) activity. The coding region runs from base 1 to 1050 and encodes 349 amino acids. Gene Ontology annotation, biological process: ergosterol biosynthetic process. The transcript has a single exon. NCBI's taxonomy places the organism in Eukaryota, Fungi, Ascomycota, Saccharomycetes, Saccharomycetales, Saccharomycetaceae.